AUGGAUACACAAUUUAAUCAACCAGAAUCUCAACUAAAUAUUUUAAUACCAAUGUUAAUUAAAAAAAGUCGUAACUUGUAUUUGGGUAUUGAACAAAACGAAAAGUUGAGCUCAUCAUGCAUUAGUUUUUUAACACAAGGCAACUAUCGAGGGCAUACACUCAGACUUGUACCACUUACAUCUUAUCAAUUAGAACAAAAUCAAAAUCACUUGAUAGAAUAUUUUUUAAAUAUGGGACAUACACUGGGACUUAUACCACGUACAUUUUAUCAAUUAGAACAAAAUAAAAAUCACCUGGUAGAAUAUGAUCAACUCGAACUGGUACCAUUUAUUCAAAAUCAUUCCAGAGAAGAACUUAUUAGCACCACAAUGACUUGGCUUAAUUGGAUGCCACAUCUUCGAUUAUUGAAUAUUGAUACACAAAUGUUAUUGAAACUUGUGCCAACAAUAAAUCAUAGUGGUACAAUCAAUCGAUUUUCAUCCCUUGAAGAACUUAUUGUGCGUCAGCUGGAUAUCCCUCUAGAUGAAGAUACUUUAAGCGUGAUUGUUCAAUUGAAUACUUCAUCAUCGUUGCGUGACAUUCGUAUUAUAGAAUAUAAAGAAUUGGAUUCUCAAUCAAUUUAUAACAACAAGUUUGUUUCUAAUAUUUGCCAAAUUUGUUGUAAUAUGAAUAAAUUAGAAACAAUGACAAUUAGAUUCAAAAAUCCACAUUCAUUAUUUGAGAGCACCGUAAUAGAAGAACUUGCUGGUGUUGAAAAGAAAAACUGUCGAUCUGAAUGUAUCUAUGUUUCUGAUGAUACUAUUCAGUUUUGGCUUGAAAAAUAG
This is a messenger RNA of Adineta steineri, 825 nucleotides long. NCBI's taxonomy places the organism in Eukaryota, Metazoa, Rotifera, Eurotatoria, Adinetida, Adinetidae. The record is from the annotation of a GenBank genome assembly.